ACGAGUGUCUGCCGAAGUAUAAAAUGACAAGUAGGCGUGUGAGAUAUGCUGCAGCUCUUGUAAUUGUAAUGAAAAACGUGAAAAAGAAAAAGAGAAGUAUUUGGGUUAGAGAAUGGAUAAUGAGAAGAUCGCAAUAUGGUGCCUAUAAUAACCUUUUGCAAGAACUUAGUAUCGAGAGCAUGGAUACGUUUGAAAACUUUUGCAGAAUGUCCUCAAAUGAUCUGGAGUGUUUGUUGACAUUAAUAGCGCCCGUCAUAUCAAAACGAGACACAAAGUUCCGUACUGCUAUUUCAGCAAAGGAACGUUUGCUUGUCACUCUACGAUUUAUAGCUACAGGAGACUCAUACAAGUCCCUGAUGUACUUGUUUCGUAUUCCGGUCAGCACGAUUUCUCUGAUCGUACCUGACGUAUGUAGAGCCAUUUUUGACGUAUUGAAAAGGGAAAAUUAUUUGAAGACUCCUGAAACAACAAGCGAGUGGAUGCAGGUGGCAAAGGGGUUUGAAGAGAACUGGAACUUUCCACACUGCAUUGGGGCAUUGGAUGGGAAGCAUAUUGUGAUGCAAGCUCCAAAAGACAGUGGAAGCUAUUAUUAUAAUUAUAAACAUUGCCACAGUGUUGUAUUAUUGGCACUUGUAGAUGCCAGUUACAAGUUGUUAUACAUGGAUGUAGGCUGCAAUGGAAGAGUUUCAGAUGGUGGUGUAUUCAGUACCUGUUUCUUAUCUUCAGCGUUGGAGCAAGGACAUCUUGACAUUCCUCUGCCCAAACCACUUCCUGGCAGAGAAAAGGACACCCCCUAUGUAAUCAUUGCAGAUGAUGCAUUUCCAAUGAGGUCAUAUUUAAUGAAGCCCUAUCCAUUCCAUAACCAGCCGGGUCCGAACAGAGUGUUUAAUUACAGGUUAUCGAGGGCCAGAAGAGUUGUGGAAAAUUUUUUUGGACACAUUGCACAACGGUUUAGGAUAUUGAGGCGUCCAUUGUUAUUAGGUCCUGAAAAAACUGUGACAAUAGUUUCAGCUAUAUGUGCUCUACACAAUUUCUUAAUGGACAGGAAAGAUGGCAGUUAUGCAAACCGAAGUAAUUUUGAUGUAGAGGAUGUACAGAAUGGUGAGGUAAUAGGGGCCUCAUGGAGGAAUGAAGAGCAAGGAACACACAAUUUAAUCCCCAUUCAAACAGGGCAAUGUAACAGAAAUUCUCACGAUACUAGAGCAAUUCGUGAAGAAUUCAUGAAUUACUUUGUAUCGCCAUUAGGUGAAGUACCUUGGCAGUACAGAUACAUUUAA
Messenger RNA from Schistocerca nitens (vagrant locust), 1277 nucleotides. RefSeq lists its product as uncharacterized. NCBI's taxonomy places the organism in Eukaryota, Metazoa, Arthropoda, Insecta, Orthoptera, Acrididae. The transcript has 3 exons. The coding region runs from base 24 to 1277 and encodes 417 amino acids. The record is from RefSeq and is a predicted model, not a curated record.